Aethina tumida (small hive beetle) is the source of this 3826-nucleotide messenger RNA. RefSeq names its product division abnormally delayed protein (gene dally). NCBI's taxonomy places the organism in Eukaryota, Metazoa, Arthropoda, Insecta, Coleoptera, Nitidulidae. The transcript is spliced from 7 exons. Bases 148 to 1923 code for a protein of 591 amino acids. The record is from RefSeq and is a predicted model, not a curated record. Gene Ontology annotation, cellular component: extracellular region; cell surface; plasma membrane. Gene Ontology annotation, biological process: cell migration; positive regulation of canonical Wnt signaling pathway; regulation of protein localization to membrane.
GUCGUUCUGAAGCGAUGGUGUCGCGUGUACGCCGCUGAAACGUACGAGUGGUUAGCAUUCACGUAAAACGAGCCGGCUCUCGCGUAUCUCCCCUUUUUUUCAGUCCCCGUAAAACGCGUGUCAGCUGAAACAGGUCGGCACACCACGAUGUCGCGGUCAAUCUUCGUCGUUGUUGCGUGCGUUCUGUUGGUGUUUGGUGAAGUGUCCGGCAAAAAUGUGAAUUUGGCACGUUCGAAACGCAACCCGAACGGAUUAAACGGGAGCUGCGACAGUGUCAGGCCGUUCUUCAGGCAGAGGAACGUGGAGGAGCCGCGGCAGCGCGACACUCAAAAAGGAGAAGUUUGCAAUGGGGAGUGUUGCGACGCGAACACGGAAAGUCUGUUGCGAAAACAGGGCCAGAGGGAUUUCGCCGCCCAGCUGAGGCACAAUUCGAGGUCGCUGCAGGGGCUGCUCAUCUCCACCUCCGACACAGUACAAAAUCACGUCCUGGACCUGGCCAGCCAGUCGGAGAACAAAACGCUCGUCCUGUUCUCGACGAUCUACCAGGGCAUGGCCAGACUCUCCAGGGAACCGAUAACCGCCCUCUACAAGGACAUCAGAGAUUACGUGAUCGCGAACGAGAGCAAGUCGGGAACGAACGCCGGCCUGGACGCCAGCGUACACAGAUUCUUCGGGGAUCUGUUUCCUCUAGCAUAUCAUCACAGUGCCAACGCUCCAAAGCGCGAUUUUACCAUAGAGUACAAAGCUUGUUUGAAGAAGUCCAUGGAUUAUGUGUUGCCCUUCGGCGACAUCCCGAAACAGAUAUCGAUGGCGUUGUCCAAGAGUCUGGAGGCGACCAGGCUGCUGUUGCAGGCCUUCAAAAUCGGUUCGUCGGUCUUGAACACGACCGACUCGCUGCUGACGGAGGAGAACAGCUCGCCGGAAUGUUACGACGCGUUGCUACGCAUGAGUUUUUGCCCCAAGUGUCACGGCAUCGCUAAAAAUCCGAAGCCCUGUCGGGGGUUGUGUCAGAACGUUCUAAGGGGUUGUCUGGCUAAGUACGUGGCUGAGCUAGACAUUCCUUGGUCCGGUUAUGUUGAGGGCAUCGAAAGUUUGGUCAACGCCAUGAGGAAGAACAAUAACGAUGCCGGCAUCAACGUUGAUAUGGUUAUCAGGAAUUUAGAAAACCAAAUUUCCACUGCCAUCAUGCAUUUCAUGGAGAGGACCGCCGAGAUUGAUAAAAAGGUGCAGUCGAGGUGUUGGCCGGUGGAAUUCUCGAACACGGAGGACCCUCUGAGGGCCGAGAUCACGACCCCGGCGCCGACCCAGAACACCAACAAGCUGUCGAGGUUGCCGAGCACGCAGUUCUCGCCGCUGCCUGAGCAGGAGCUGACCCAUUUCCUCUCCUCCAUAGAUAAGACGAAGAGCUUUUACGGGAACCUGGCCGACUCCCUGUGCGAGGACUCGAGCUUCGCCGAGACCAAGGAUACCAACUGCUGGAACGGCGAAAAAAUCUCUGACUACACCAAAGUGGUGGCGGACGUGGGGUUGAACACCCAGAGAUACAACCCGGAAGUGAAGCCCUCGUCGUCGGCGUACAGCGUCGAUCCGAGGGUGGCCGAACUGGCGGACAAGCUUAGACACGUACACAAGAGUGCUGUUGCCUCGUUGGGUUCUUACGCCGACGAUUACAUGCAACAAGACGGCAUUGAUGGCUCGGGACAAGGCUCAGGACAGAACCCUGACUUCGAAGACGACGACGAGGACUUGGGCAACAACGGAUCCGGUUCCGGACACCACCCCAUCACCGAAAUUGAGGAAAAAGAGGAGAAAGUAACCCAGGUCAUGGACGUCCCGAGGAUUGUGACCGCCUCUUCGGACGUGGCCAGAUCGUCGACUGCGGUUUUGCUGUUUGUGCUCGCAGUUUACGCGACCCUAAACUGAACAAUCACCCUAGAGACUUGUAUAAAAAAUUUCAGACUUUAACAGUGAGAGAAUCUAAGAAACGAGAAGAAAAUUGUUUUCUAUGUUUGUUGAGAGAGUUACAGAAAUUGGAUGGUGACGAAAUUCGUUCAAAACAAUACGGAUACAUUAUUGCUACGCAUAUAUACACAACCACCCUUUUAUUAGGGGGUGUAUUCGCAUUGAUUUUGAACCGAUUUCAAUAUUGGCUGUUUAUAUAAUAUAUAAUUCUAUAUUUAAAAAUUGUUUCAUGUAUGUAUUAGAAAUCUAUAGUUAACGCAUUUAUGUAUAUUAAUUAAAUCACGAAAAAUAGUCGUAAAAAUCCACCACAAAAAAAUAAUAAUAAAACAACUCUGGCUAAGGUCCACUUGUAUAUACUAUAUAAAUGGAGAACGUUUUAGAGUCCGAGAUGAGACUGUACAAUGUAGAAAAUAGAGACGUCUUAGGAUAAACCCCCCAAGCUUACGACUUGCCUAAUUAAAUUAAAAUUGACGCUUUCUGUUUCACCACCGGCGGUCACAACUUCACACUUUAAUCAUAGAUCUAGAAUCUUCCAAAAAAAUACUCGUCGAGUCUUUUUAGGCAGCUAUUGAAAGCAAUGUCCCCCUCUGUGUGAUGUGUAGAUUUUUAGAGUUUAGCGUCCCCUUAGGGACGAAAAUUAUUGUUUUAACUCGUCAAUUAAUUAAUUUACACGCCGACAAACAACUGAGGUAACUUACCGACACUUAUGCACACUUCAACGGAGAGUUUUAUUUUUGUAAUAAUUUAUCAUUAAAAAUUUUAUCUGUUACGAAUGUACCGUUGAGUUGUGCUGUGUCCGCUUUAAAAUGUACGAUAAUUUUUUUUGUAUAUGAUACAUAAUACAUUAGUAUACAGGGCACCUUCACUAUCUACUUAAUUAACUACUUAUUAUAUACAAUUAUUGUGUACAUCACAUAUAUUAAAGGCUUUAAAAUUGACCGUUUAUGAAGCAUUUUGUGCCCUGUAUAAUAUAUUUAUUUUUACCCCCUUGUAUGAUGAAUGAAAGAGUGUAGAUAUUAAAUUAACAUAGAAAUAACGUAUUCAUUAAAUUAUUUUGAGACCUAUCUGUGAUUGUUCUAUUUUAUUAUUUAAUAUAAAAUUAGGAAUCCAAAUUAAUAUUUGUUAAUUCAUUUUAGCAACGUUUUUAGUGCAUUUCAAAGGAAUGCAACAUUGUCACCUAAAUUUGACGCAUCGAACGUACGUAAAUUAUAUAUGGUGGGAAGAGUGAAAAUGUUGUAUUUGCUCUGUUUUAUUUAUAAAACAGUUUUGAAUUUUAUCACUGUACAGAAAAAUUGUUUUAUAAUGAUAAAAUAUAUACGCUAGUUAAAAGAAAUUAAUGUAAAAUUUAAAUCUUUCAAUAUAUACCUACCCAGUGUGUAGAUAGAGCCAUAUUAAAACUAGUUAUGUAAUUUAGGUUUUUAUAAGUCUUCUAAUUUUUAAUUUUAAAAAAUUGCUUUUUUUGCCAUUAUUUCGACCGUACCUAUUUCACUAUUGUAUUCGCAUAUCUUACAUUUAGCAAUAAAAACGAGACACGGAUUUUCGGAGUUUCUGUUGGGGAAUGUCCGUAAGAAUUGUUCAAAGUCUUAACGGGAACUGAACUCCUGCAACACGACUGGUUAGAAUCAAUCGUUUCCGUAACGAGAAUUGCGAGUUCUUAAGCCGUUUUAGAAUUUGGAUGGGAUCACAGUGUAUCGUGUAUAUACUACAUACAGUGUAAAACUUGCUCACUAACAAUUAUUUUCGGUUAAAUUUAAAACUAAUUAACUAGUCUUAGCUUUAUGAAAACUUUUUAAUUUAUAUGCAAUUUUUUUUAACUUUGUAUCUGAGCCUGUUUUUGGUAGAAUAAAUUUAUAGUUGCCUUUUU